Molecule: messenger RNA, 1813 nt
Organism: Bacillus rossius redtenbacheri
Lineage: Eukaryota; Metazoa; Arthropoda; Insecta; Phasmatodea; Bacillidae
Product: WASH complex subunit 3-like
Exons: 2
Coding region: 1228-1776 (182 amino acids)
Source: RefSeq, a predicted model, not a curated record
CAGUGCGCCCGAGUCGUGCUGGCGGCUUUAGCCCCGUCUGCGGAGGUUUUCUCUCGCCGGCAAACGCGCGCGCCAGUGCAAGGCUGUCCGAAGCGUGGAGCGGUCCAGCAGUUUCCCGGGGCCCGACGUUUGCGCGUUUUUCAGUUUUUCUUUAUUUGGAGUUUCUUUCUUUUUUUUUUUUCUUCUCGUCUCGACGCGGUGGAACCGGGACGAGCAGGUGGCCGACGUGCGCGAAGACGAGGGACCCUUGUGCCCGCCAUGCGCCCGGCGACGGAGUGAGAGGACCUGGUGCGUGCGCGCGUCGCGUGUGUCUCCACGUCUCUUCGGCGGUGCGGCCCGGCCGGCGCCCGCGGCGGGACUGGGACCUCAUCCUCGUCGUCGGGAGGGAUGGUACCGCACCCCGCCGACGUGAUUCCACGACGGGAACCGGUGCCGCAGCUCCGCUGACCGCGAAAACGAUCCCCCCACCCCUUUCCCCCACCACCUACCACACCACCCCGGCUCACACUCUUCCCUUCCCUGCGCCCCGGCCCCUGCGUCCCGCCGCCGAUUGCGCGAGGCGAGUGCGCGAGUGAGGCUGGACUAUCCCCGGCGACCUGGGGGGGUUUGUCCCGCCGAGAGCUAGAACCUGAAAACGGCGCAAGCGAGUUUCCUUCCCUUGUCAUCCCUCCCUCUUCCACUGCACCUCCUCCGCAACCAUUUUUUUUUUAGGCCUCCCCCUCCGUCGCUAGAUUCAACCUUGCCCCCCCUCCUCUAAAACAACUACAAACUACCUUGUCGCCCAACCAACCCUUCUUCCCCCCCCCCUUUCCACUGCACCUUCACCCCUUGUUUUACGGGACAGAGAGAAAAACAGGUUCGUCAUCAUAAUAAUAAUCGCGGCGUGGUGGUAGUGGUGGUGUUUGUUUUUGCGGGACUGUGCGAUAUUCCGGUUACCACCUGCCCACACGGGACUGAAACAAAACAAAAAAAAAAAAACACGCCAGACGAGGAAUACGUCAUUACCUUUUUCUUCCCCUUCCCCUCGUCAUAAAACCGGAAAUUCCUAGACCACUCACUGGCCCCUUUGGCGCACCGGAUACCCCCCGCAGGGACUUACUACGUCGUUCGUUUCCUGCUUACGUCUAAACUCCACCCCCCCCUCCUCUCAAUUCAUGAGGACGGACUGCUUACGCCCGCGCGGUUGAACCCGUGAACCGUUUCCUCCAGAACUGAAAUAAAAAUAAAAUGAUGGCGAACAGGGAGAUGGACGACGCCGCCAGACAGGCUCCAGAGGACGAGUCGUCCCAAAUGUCGCCUCAGCCGCCGACGGCGUCUCCGGCGCCCUCCCCCGACCCUUCUUCGUCGCCGCGCAGCCCCCCGGUGAUGCUCGCCACCAUGACGCCCGUCAGCGUGGUCGGCCUGCAGCAGAAGGACUUCGACGACGACGACGACGACGACGUCGACGACGUCGACGCCAAAGACCCGCCCAUGUACGACGACGACGAAGACGACGAAGAUCCGAUGCUGCACGGCGGCCGAGCGGCGGUGGACCUGAAGCUGUUCCAGCAGCCGCAGCGCCGGGGAGGGGAGGAGGCGCAGAUGCAGAUGAUGCAGAUGCAGAUGGCGGAGCAGCAGCCGUCGCCGGCGACGACGACGACGACGACGACGGUGUCGGUGGUGGUUCAGCAGCCGGGGACCCUGCUGGGGCAGGCGUACGGCCAGCAGGCGGGCACGACCGUGCUGGUUCUGUCAGAGCUGGUGGACGACAUGCCUCAAGUCAUCGGGCUCAGGUAACUUUCUUUGUCUGACAUCCUGGGUGCUGAGAAUAGUG